CCAGGACACCAUGUGCACAAGUCUGCUCACGUUACAGAAACCGUAACAUCCUGUAACGGUUGGGUCAUGAGGCUGUUACGGAAGCGGAAAUGCGUCUGCUUUCUCAUUAUCGUUCUGAGUGUGAUACUCUCCCUUACAAUCACACAGACCCUGGUCAUCGACCUGACCAGGGUCCGGCUAGAGGACCCAGACCUGGAAGUCUCCACCCCUGACGACAGGCAGCUCAUGGGUCAGGUCAGGUACCUGGACUUCAGCCCCGGCAACGUCACCGGGCAGCCCCCUCCCUGCAAGCCAAUCACCAACGUCGCUUUCGUCAAAGUCCACAAAGCCGGUAGCUCCACGAUCGCCAACAUCCUACAGCGUUACGGGAUCCUGAACUACUUGAGCUUCGCGCUCCCCAACACCAAGUUCCACAGCUACGGCUACAACUACAUAUCACGUGCGGGCGAUGUACUCACCCAGGACAAGGUGGUGCCGCUCCCACCUGGUAAACAAUACAACAUCCUAUUCAACCACGCCAUCUACAACAGGACAGCAUUCCACCUCAUCAUGCCUGAAGACACGGCUUACAUUUCCAUUCUACGGGAACCUUUCCAGCAGUUCGUCUCCACAUUUGAGUACUACCGUGUUGACAAAUACUUUGCGUCCAGAGUUGCAAAAAUGCGCAACGCCACAAAUCCUAUAUCCUUGUACCUGUCUAAUCCCAAAGCGUUUGAACGGGUACAGUCCCAUUUUUCCUAUAUAAAAAAUAAACAAUCCGAGGAUUUAGGACUAAGCCGGGACGAAUACUACAGCCCUUUAAAACUUAACGCUUACCUAGACCAAAUGGACAAAGAUUUUAAGCUAGUCAUGAUCUUGGAGCACUUCGACGAGUCGCUCCUGCUUCUCAAACACGAGUUGUGCUGGAGUAUUAAAGAUAUUUUGUACAUUCCAAAAAACGCCAACAAGAAAAAACCGCAGAGAAACUUCACCGACACCGAUUAUGAAAACCACCGGAAAUACAACCACUUAGACUACGCCGUGUACCAUCACUUCCUCAGGAAGUUCACCGCCAAACUCAGCGCUCAGAAACCGGAAUUUUUCCACGAACUCGCGCACUACAAGCAAUUACUUCUGGACGUUAAAGAAAGCUGUUCGGAUUAUUCUUCGUAUUACGUCGCACAGACAAAAUGGCACGAUUCGUUUUACGUCACGGAGAAAGAUUGUAAACUGAUGCUCAUGUCCGAGUUAUCCGGACUGGACUAUCUAUUCCUGAGGUCUGGUCAUGUCUCUAGUGAAGAAUACAAAGCGUUGUAUAAACUCAAAACUCAAAGAGAGAAACCCAGGGAGUACGGAAAGCUCGUUUAGCAUUAGCCAUAUUCUUCAUGAGCGCCAGAAGCUGUUGAAUACAUGUGUUAUCAUUGUCUUGUUUCAGCAAAGUAUUCAUCAUUUAUUUUCUCAGUAUUCCAAACAUCAUGUGACUUGAGUGAAGUCAGUGUGUAUGAAUUAUUUUAUUGGGUCAGUAAUACCUCUCAGACAAUGUACUGUAUCAGUCACUCAGUGGAUUAUCGCAAUCAGCGCACGAUCCCUUCAUCUCAGUGGGUGACGUCGCCAUGUUUACAACAUUCCUUCUCACUCAUCACCUUCAGUCAUCACUCAAAGAAAGAUUUUAUUAGGGGAUCUCAGGGGGUCAACCUUCUGUUUAUUUGAAGUUGUAUAUAGAAUGUGCGGUGUGGCAUGAACUUGUGGAUGAUGUGUUCAAAUAAUAAAAUAAAAAAAUGUCA
This is a messenger RNA of Physella acuta, 1763 nucleotides long. Its product is annotated as galactose-3-O-sulfotransferase 2. Gene Ontology annotation, biological process: glycolipid biosynthetic process. The record is from RefSeq and is a predicted model, not a curated record. Lineage: Eukaryota; Metazoa; Mollusca; Gastropoda; Physidae. Gene Ontology annotation, cellular component: membrane. Gene Ontology annotation, molecular function: galactosylceramide sulfotransferase activity.